AUGCAACUCCACAUCUAUAUACCGCGGGGUGGGGGUAGAAAGCCGAAGAUUAACAAAUAUAAACGUAAGCGGCCUGCUCAAAAGAGAAAAAAUAAAAAGGUUUACAAGAAAAAAGUUUUACCGCGCAAUGUCCGCAAAACAAUAAAGAAGCCUUUAACGAAAACUGAGAAGCGCAAUAAAAUCGAGCAGAUUUUUCUUCCGCAUGUCACCCUGCCGAAGAAAAAAUCUGCUCGAUUUUUUGUGUACAAUUCAUACAAAGGCAAGGGAGAAAAUGUCGAGCAGACUGUGUAUCAACUUCCUCCACCACCGAAAACGGGACCUUCUGAUAGAUCGGUCCUUUCAGCGGUAAACAAGAUUGUUAAUGCUCGCAACAACUUUGGUAGGCUAUUAACUAAGCGAAAAAAGGUGGAGAGACAGUCAGUUAACCGUCGUAAAAAAUGGUUGAAACGCAAAAAACCCGCACUUAUAAGAAAAGCCAUGUCAAAAGUCAACAAGAAAAAAAAAGCAAAUGUAGUUCGUCCAGUAACCAAACGAGUCAAGCGAAAGACACCAGCGGUGGUAAAGAAGGCUUGGCGCAAAAUCCAUAAGAAAAGAAAAGCUAAAGCACUUCGCCGUAAACUCCCCAAACGAAAGCAGCAAAGUGCGAAACUAGUGCUGAAAACAACUGAUGGGCAUGGAUUAGACAUGUGCGAAAAAAGUGAAACUGACAUUCCUCAGGAAGUAAAGAACUUGGACCCGCACACACAGUUUGUCUAUAAACUCGUUACUCGUUUACCGGUCGAAAGUAAAGUCAUAGUGAUGGGAAAAAUAAAUAGCAAGCCCUUUAAAAAAUUACUACAGACGGUCGAUAUAAUCAAAAAAUGCGAUGAGAUUGACUUUGCUCAGACAUCUUUCAAAUCGAACAGCUAUGAUCUAUUAAUAUAUAACCACACAUUAUAUGGGCAAGACUUUCAAACUCUUAUUUUAGAAGCGAAUAGGCUAAUUAAAAACGGUGGUCAACUUGCUAUAAUCGACGUUUAUUCAGAUCAGGACAAUGAAAAACAAUUUUUGCAAUCAAUGGCCGAUGCCGGAUUUUUAUUAAUACGACAGAAUAUCGCAAAUAAAACAACUUGGGAGUAUGUCUUCGAAAAAAUAAAACGUGUGGCUAAGUCAGUGUAUUUGCAACCGUUCACUUUGGCGGUUGCCAAAUAUCGCAGGCCCAUAGACCAUUUCAAAUAAACAAUUUAAGUUAUCUACUAUUUUAAAUUUAAAUUUAAAUUUAAAUG
Molecule: messenger RNA, 1265 nt
Organism: Teleopsis dalmanni
Lineage: Eukaryota; Metazoa; Arthropoda; Insecta; Diptera; Diopsidae
Exons: 3
Coding region: 1-1218 (405 amino acids)
Biological process (GO): rDNA heterochromatin formation; cellular response to glucose starvation; regulation of transcription by glucose
Cellular component (GO): chromatin silencing complex; rDNA heterochromatin; nucleolus
Molecular function (GO): methyltransferase activity
Source: RefSeq, a predicted model, not a curated record